This is a messenger RNA of Blepharisma stoltei, 219 nucleotides long. Lineage: Eukaryota; Ciliophora; Heterotrichea; Heterotrichida; Blepharismidae. The record is from the annotation of a GenBank genome assembly.
AUGAUUCAAAUAGUUUGAGCUGCUUGAAAUAAUAUGUUGAAGAUAAAUGCCAAGAGGAUAGCAUAUAUUAUGCUUGCUUCUAUUCUCCGCGAGUGUGCACAAAAUUUGUUUAGAUAUUAUGAGCUGGCUCUUGAAAUAAAAAGGAAUGUUGAAAUGGAAGAGGAUUGAAUAAAUGAAUUGAAUAAGCUUCGAUUAAAAUUUAAAAUCGACUUAACCUAA